AAAAUAUGCAACACGUUUGCUCAAUGGGUUUUACAGGACAAUGAUUUGUUUUUAUUAGUUUACAUGUACAGAUAAGCAAUUCACAUGCGUGAUGCAUCAUCAUCAGUCUCUAUACACUCUAGCACUCUCAAACAACAACACACACAGAAACAAGACCCGGUUAAUAUAAUCAUAUAUUUUCUUAGAUUUUCUUUCCAUAAGUUGAAAAUAAAGAAAAUGUGUUAAGUUAAUAUUAUUUUGAAGUCUGAGGUUGUCGGAUAACCUAUUUAUGGUUUAACAGACAAAAAAAAAAAAGGCAAAAGCGAAAAGAAGAGAUGUCCGGUGGUGAAGAAGGAGAAUCACUAGAGUUCACACCCACAUGGGUUGUGGCUGCUGUUUGUACAGUGAUUGUUGCAAUCUCACUUGCUGUUGAAAGAUUGAUUCAUUAUGGUGGUUUAUAUCUUAAGAAGAAGAAUCAGAAACCACUGUAUGAAGCCCUCCAAAAAGUUAAAGAAGAGUUGAUGCUUCUGGGUUUCAUAUCAUUGUUGUUGACAGUAUCACAAAACUUAAUCUCUAAAAUCUGUGUGUCGGAACAUGUGAUGACUAAUAUGCUUCCUUGUAAACUGGCUGAUAAAGGAGAAGGACACGAAUCCAAUUCUACCACAACAGCUGAGCAUUUUCAGAGGUCUUUUAUUACUAGCAUUUCUGGCACUGCCAGGCGUCUUCUGGCUGAAUCAGCAGAAUCCCAGAUGGGUUACUGUGCUAAGAAGGGUAAAGUGCCAUUGCUUUCUAUAGAAGGACUGCAUCAUUUGCAUAUCUUUAUCUUCGUCCUAGCCAUUGUCCAUGUCACUUUCUGUGUGCUUACUAUUCUUUUCGGAGGAGCAAGGAUUCGUCAAUGGCGGCACUGGGAGAAUUCGAUUGCCAAAGACCGAUAUGAUACAGAAGAAGUUUUGAAGAAAAAGAUCACCUCUGUCCAUCAACACGAAUUUAUCAAGGAUCAUUUUCUGGGUAUUGAAAAGGAUUCAGCUUUUCUGGGAUGGGUGCACUCUUUUUUCAAGCAAUUCUAUGCAUCUGUGACAAAAUCAGAUUAUAUAACUCUUCGACUAGGGUUCAUCACGACACAUACUAAGUCAAAUCCAAAGUUUAAUUUUCACAAAUACAUGGUACGUGCCCUUGAAGAUGACUUUAAGACAGUUGUUGGGAUAAGUUGGUAUCUUUGGAUAUUUGUGGUCGUUUUCUUAUUGCUGAAUGUUAAUGGUUGGCAUACAUAUUUCUGGAUAGCAUUCAUUCCUUUUGCCCUUUUACUUGCUGUUGGCACCAAGUUGGAGCAUGUAAUUUCCCAGUUGGCUCAUGAUGUUGCUGAGAAACAUGUAGCCAUAGAAGGGGAUUUAAUAGUCAAACCAUCGGAUGAUCACUUUUGGUUCCACAAACCCCAUAUUGUCCUGUUUUUGAUUCAUUUCAUCCUUUUCCAAAAUGCUUUUGAGAUUGCAUUUUUUUUCUGGAUAUGGGUUCAAUAUGGCUUCGAUUCCUGCAUCAUGGGACAAGUCAAAUAUAUUGUCCCCAGGCUAAUAAUUGGGGUGUUCAUUCAGAUACUCUGCAGUUACAGCACCCUUCCACUGUAUGCCAUUGUGACACAGAUGGGAAGUUCUUUCAAGAAAGCCAUAUUUGACGAGCAUGUGCAAGCUGGACUUGUUGGUUGGGCUCAGAAAGCGAAGAGAAAGAAAAAGGCAUCAACUGAUGGAUCCAACCAAGCAAGUUCUCAUGAAGGCUCUAUUUUGGGAAUUCAGCUGGGAAGAAUUGGGCGCAAUGCGUCCACUCCUGAAGAGAUUCAAUUUGCAGCUGGUUCUGAUGGGAAAAACUGACAAGUUUUCUUACAGCACGAGCUGUAUGUAGAAUAUAUAGAAAAACCAGUGGCUGAUAUAUAUUUAUUGUCAUGGAACCUGGAGUUGCACCUCUUGUAGAAUUAUUAUACAAGCUUUUGUAAGGUUCCAACUCUACUUUAGGCAUUGUCCAUCCAUCUGAUCAAAAUGUAUUUUGCCAUUUGAAUCAGACACAUCAAUUUGCUUGAGAA
This is a messenger RNA of Ricinus communis (castor bean), 2050 nucleotides long. RefSeq names its product MLO-like protein 1. Gene Ontology annotation, cellular component: membrane. The record is from RefSeq and is a predicted model, not a curated record. The coding region runs from base 315 to 1841 and encodes 508 amino acids. The transcript is spliced from 13 exons. Lineage: Eukaryota; Viridiplantae; Streptophyta; Magnoliopsida; Malpighiales; Euphorbiaceae. Gene Ontology annotation, biological process: defense response.